AUGCAUGUGGGAGUCACUGACCGAGCUUUUUCACCAUUCCGAGAGAUCGCAGUUCAUUGUUCACGGUGGACAGCGAACAGCCAAGACUGGCAGCAAAAUACCGCACACCUUCAUAUGGAUGCUGCUCCGCCGGAUUCUUCAGUUCGUCGAACGAUAUUGCAGUCGGUCGACCAGGAUCGUGGAUUUCAUAUGUCCUCAGAGCCACGAACCACGCAAGAUGAUCCUGCAGCUGGACCCUCUACGUCAAGAAGCGAAAAUCAGGAACCGAUAAAAGGUAUCCUAAAACGACCCUCAAUUAAAGCGGAGAGCAAAGAUCAGGUAGUUCCAACAAUCACUCAUCGACCAUCUCCUGAUCGUUUUCCAGACAAACCCAGUACACGUAUCCCGAAAUUAUCGGUUACUUGGUGGGAAAAGAAUGCAGUGGCAAUAUUCGGUGAUACCAGCGAUGAGAACAAUACGGAUUCUGAGCAGUUAUUCAAGGAUCUUGGUAACGGUGCCAGCUCUGAACAGACAGAUGAAAGACAAACGGCUAUUCUCGAUUCUGAAGAUGAUUCGGAGGAGGUUUUGUUGGAAUCACAGGAUCUUUUUGAAGAUGAACCACGUGAUGAGACUAUGAGUGUGGCGAGUUCUACCGGAUCUGCUUCGACGACUGUGGUAGGACGAUGGUGGACAGGAAAGGAUACGAGAUUUGUACCACAUUGCCAUCGACGAGGAUGUAAUCAUAAUCACGGUGAUUUGGGUGAAUAUCUAACGCCUACACAACGAAGGAAUAGGGAAGUGAAUGAUCUCAAAAAUGAAUUAAAAACGGCGUUGAAAGAAAGAGACGAGAAGGAACGUCAUCUUGAAGAGCUCCGUGAGCGUAUUAAAGAGGUGGAGGUACUGAACGUGAAGCAGGCAUCUCUAUCCGAUAGUCAUCGAAUGAUGAUGAGGGAACGUGAAGCGGCUGAAACUCAUGAACGUGAGAAGAAACAGAUGGAAAGAAGACAUGCGGUCAGAGUGAACCAGCUGGUCCAGGAAACACUUUCGGCCAGGGAUGAAAUUAUUCGACUCACUUCUCGAGUGAAGGAUCUUGAAUCUGUCCUUAACGUCUCACGUACAGACUCCGAAACGAUGACCGAUCCUGUUCAGUAUGCUCAUCCUGCAUCACAAAGUCCGAUCACAUUCGACCCUGUCGAUCCUAAUCAAGGAACAGCACUUCGAUCGCCUCCACCAACAACAAUUUCACCAUCAAUGCCGAUGUCACCAGUGCAUAGUCUUCCUGAGCAGAUGACCAUGUCAUCACCGGUCUUAACUUCACCUCAGUGCUUACCUGUCGAAUCGAAACUCACCGGUCAACCGAUGUACCUCAGUCAAGAGGCACUAAAUCAUAUUCAGGCUUGUCAAAAUGAAGCGUUCAUCUGGAGAACGAAAGCCGCUCAAUUGGAGAUCGUCGUCAAGGAUCAGCUAUCGAAAGCGAAUCGUAUUGAGGAAGCGCUUCGUGCGGAAUUGUUCGCCGUUCGGGCUGGUAAGACGCAGGAUUCGGAUGUGCAAAAAACAUCAACGGCUACUGGUGAAGAUGUCGCUACCGGAACUCCAACAAGAAUUUCUCCAGUUCCAUUUGAGUGCACUAUGCCUUCAUGUGUUGAACGGAAGAAAGAUCUGAUCCAGGAAAACAACCGCUUGCUUGAACAGAUAGAAGAGGUGAACAUGAGGAUUCGUGAGUUAGAGGAUGAUGUCGGUGCGUUACGUCACGAAUUGGAUAGCCUAGAAGAUCAUCGCGAUCGCCUCAAGCAACAGCUGGACCUGGCCGUGCAAGAACGCGAUUCAAAAAUUGCCGAAGUUGCUGCCUGCAAUAUAGUCAUUGCACGACAUCAGGCCGAGAAGGAAACGAUGCAAAAAGCGAUUGCGUAUAUGGAAGAGCGUAUGCAAGUCUAUCAAAACACCUUAAUGGCGCAUGAUCUUGUCGUAAGCGAUGAGAAUAGCAGUGAUUGGCGUAAAGGAUUUGUGGAUCCGAGGUACAAUGUUAUGUUUUCUAAACGAGUUCAAACAACGUUGACCGCCGAGACUUUAUCAAAGCAUGAGGACGAGUUUGCGUUCACAAAAAGAAAACUUACGGAAUUACAUAAUGAAUUCGCAUCGAAUCGUACGGAUCUUCAUGAACGUUUCGAAGAAAUCGAGAAGAUUCUGCUCACCAAAACUCAACUUGUCGACACAUUAUCCAAACAACUUGAGGACACACGUCGUGAUCAACGUCAAGAAAUCGAUUCACAUCAAAAAGAAAGGGAAUCCUACAAGAAGAAACUGGAGGAACUCUCAGCGACUGCUGAGAAGUUGCCGGUGCUGGAAAGCCGAAUAGAGCAGCUACAAAAGGAAAAGAGUGAGUUCGAUAUACGUUAUACAGCGCAACGUGAAGAGUUGGAACGUACACUCGAGGAAGCAUUGUCGGAAGCGCUGGCCAAAUACAAGGAACAGACCGAUUACUGGAAAGGUAAACAGGCAGCGCUGGAGCAGAAUCUUGAAAGGGCAAAGGCGGAAAUCGCUCAACAUUUAAAAGAGAAGGAGGAUAUGAAGAUCAAAGCAAAAUUGGAUCGUGCUGAUCUCGAAUGUCGCCUAACAAGUAGCAUUGAUCAUGUGGCUCAAUUGAACAAUCAAAUCAACAAAAGUCGUCGAGAUGUGGAAUGUGAGGCUCGUCCUCGACAAGUCAGCAAAUAUGUCGCAUGUAGACCAAACUCCAGAAGCAAAUCGACAAUAAUCGCAAAGGGUGAUUUAUUUGAUGAAAACGAAGAACGUCUCAAGUUAUGCCAAGGUGAACUGACAACAACUCGUCGACAAGUACACGUAUUACAGCAGAAGUUGAUCAGUACGAUGCAAGAAAAGGCCGACAAACGAGUUCAAGUACGUCGUCGCAUCGCUUGUGUUGUUGAUCGUGAACCCGAACCACAAAAAGUGGAUCUGGAAAAACUAGAAGCACUCCAGACAAAGAAUGCAGAACUACGUGAACAGGUGACCAGCGAGUUGCAUUUGACAUCUGCUGAGGAGGAGAAGGCGACAUUGGUACGAAGUGAACGUGAACGAAUUCGACAUCUUGUGAACGAGUUUGAAAAUGUCCGGCGUGAACUAGAUCAAGAAAUGAAUCGAUACGAGUCUGAAAAAACGUGGUUGAAAUCUCGUAUACGUAAUCUUGAAACGGAUAAUGAGGAACUUCAACGUACAAUUGAGGCUCAAGCUGCUGGUGGUGCAAGCACAUCAAGGGAUCCUCCUCCAAUACGGAAGACGUUAUCUGAAUCAGAGAUCGGCACUGAUGAUGAGUCCUCUCGUCUGCGAACUGAGAAUGUCCGCCUGAAAAGGGAACUGGAGAAAGUUCGCGAUUCCUUGCGUAAGACAGCAUCCGUGGUUGGACGAGAUCGUAGUCAACUUUCUCCAGCAUUCGCAACUCUAGCUGAUGAUCUGAAUUUGGUCAAGUCGGACCUUGAACAAAUCCUCAACACAAUGGAUAAUCGAGGACCAAGUAACGAUGAGAAUAUUCGAGAAGGAUCAGGUUCAGCUGCAAGCGGUAAAAGUCCAGUUGAAGAUGAAGAGUUGUUGCAUUCGAAUAUCCUUGAAACGGUUAUGAUGGGCUGGGAGACGGACGAGAGGGAAAAUUUGACUCGAGACUUAUUACGAUCACGUCAAGAAAGAAAUCUUAUGAAGACCCGCAUCGAUCGAUUGACCCGUCAACUCAACGAGACCCAAGCAGAACUGGAGGUUUAUCGACGAGAAGGCGUAAUACCUCGAUCCACUUCUGCUCAGCGCAAUCCUCAUCCUGUAAUCCGCAGCCGAAGCGCUACUAACGUUACUUGUGAUGUCACAAAUGUGCAUGAAGUCGAGGAAUGGAAAGAAAAAUGUGGUACAAUGUUCCGAGAACUGAAUGCAAUGAGAGCCGGUUAUCAACGUGCUCAAGAUGAUCGUCGAGAGUUGAAAAUCCAGGUAGCGAUGCUUCGCGGAGAGCUGGAAAUUGCACGCUGCCAAAAUGAAAGAGAUGCGGAUACGUCCGUGGAUUCUUCUGUUUACUUUUCUCCUAUAUCUGCACGAAGUAGGAGCUACCAUACUCCUAGUGAAUUGCGUCGAGAAUACCGUAGCCAAGUGAUUGUUCAUGAGAAUCCACGUCCGUUCGACCGUGGAUCUACACGUGAAACAGUUGCAUGUCGUGUAUCAGCAACCCCACCCACAAAAUCAGAGCCGACUAACCAGGAUCGUCGUUCUCGCAGCGAACAAGGAAGACGGACCAUUUCAGCAAGGAUGGAUCAGAUGGAACGCCGUCGAUGCGCUAGAAAGAAUAUCCCCUCAUCAUUGUCAUCGUCAAUAACAUCGGUUGGCGAUUGUAAUUGGCUCGACAAUAUUCCACAACAAUCAGGGAAAACCGUCCCAUUGAUGUCACAAUCGUGGCAUGAGCAUAGCGAACGCAAAUUCGAGGCCGAAUUGCAUUCCCAAGUGAAUCGCCGCGAAUCACGUGCGGUAUCGUUGCGAGAACGUGUUGGUCAGCUUCUGCGUGAAAAUCGAUCUCUUCAAACACAAUUAGCACUUGCAAAUGCGGAUAUAAUAAGCGCCAAAAAAUGCAAGUUUGACAACGAGCGGCUGAACAGAUUAGAAGAAGAAAAGGACGCAUUAGGGGCGAAAGUCGAGUUACUCCUCGCAAAAAUCGAACACGACUCCUCAUCAGCUCGUGAGGCACUGGCAGAGGUCGAAGCAAGGUUGGCGGUGAGUCGUAAUGAGAACACAAUGUAUGAGAAGAAAAUCCGAGAUAUGGAGGAGGAAAGGAGAGAAAUGUAUUUGGUUAUGUUCAAAAAGGGUCAGGAAGCGGCAGCUAUGGAUCUAAAAGAGGUUGCUCAAGUCGACCAAAUGACGCAGGAUCGCGUCGUGCUGCGAUUUUUACACGAUGCAUUCUAUUAUUACUUAUUAAAUAAAGGCGAUGCUAAGGAACAUUUACAGGCUAUCAUGACGAUGCUGGAUUUCAGUGUUGAACAAAAGGAUGAGGUGGCAAAGAGGAAAGGUCGAUCUCAUUGA
This is a messenger RNA of Necator americanus (New World hookworm), 5022 nucleotides long. RefSeq lists its product as uncharacterized. Bases 1 to 5022 code for a protein of 1673 amino acids. NCBI's taxonomy places the organism in Eukaryota, Metazoa, Nematoda, Chromadorea, Rhabditida, Ancylostomatidae. The transcript has 44 exons. The record is from RefSeq and is a predicted model, not a curated record.